Molecule: messenger RNA, 2008 nt
Organism: Danio aesculapii
Lineage: Eukaryota; Metazoa; Chordata; Actinopteri; Cypriniformes; Danionidae
Gene: nitr5
Product: novel immune-type receptor 5
Exons: 6
Coding region: 198-1226 (342 amino acids)
Biological process (GO): response to bacterium
Source: RefSeq, a predicted model, not a curated record
CAUCGUCUGCUAAUAUUUUCUUAUUUGUCCACAGAAUUCUUUUAAGCUGUGGUUGAAACUGUGUAAACUCCAGGAAAUGAACAAUGAUUUGCUCACUAAAAAAUCAUGUGACUUCAUAAACUAAGCGCAUGUAACGGUCAAUUCUGUGUGAGCCACUUUUCUCAGCCUGAACACAGAAUGAUCUGAAUGAAGAAAGGAUGAACAAACAACUCUGUGCGAUCAUCUUCCUCUUGUAUGAAGUCUCUGAGACAGUGUAUGGAAACAUCAGACAGCCUGAUACAGUUUUAUCAUUUCAGGAAGGAGAUACAGCAUUUUUGCACUGCUUUAUCACAGAUUCACAAAUGAGCAUGACACUGUGGUACAAACAAGUCACUGGAGAAGAGCCACGUCUCAUUGCUUCCUCUAUUUACCGUUCAUCAGAAAUCACAUUUCACAAUGAAUUUGACAGCAGUCAUUUUGAAGUGUUGAGAGACACUGGUGGUUUUAAUCUGAAGAUUGCAAAUGCUGUACAGUCAGAUUCAGGAACAUAUUAUUGUGCUACAUCUUUCUCUAAUGUCAUUAAAUUUGGAAACGGCACUCGUCUGGUUAUAAACGGAACAAAAAUCAGCAAACCCACUAAUCUACAGUUGCGUGAGCUUGAACAAGCUGAGUCGGAGGUAAAAAAGCCUCUUCACUGUUCAGUCCAAAAUCAGCUAGUGAGAAAUAACCAUCGUUUCCUCUGGUUCAGUGAUGGGUCAGAAGAAUCUCCUCCGGGAUUUAUUCAUAUUCAUGGAAACUCAAGUAAAUCAUGUGACGGGAGUUCUGAAUCUGACUGUCAUUCACCGACCUGCAUCUACAAUCUCCCAAUGAAAAGAUCAAGGUCAUCCGACAUGGGAAUGUAUUAUUGUGCAGUGGCCAGAUGUGGACAGGCUUUAUUUGGAAAUGUUUCUAAACUCAGUGCAGAUGCUGUUGGAAGCCCAAAAAUAUUGUUCAUUCAAAUUGGCCUCGCUGUGUUACUGGCAAUAAGUCUUGCAAUCAAUAUUCUGCUUUGCUGUCUGAGGAAAAAUGGUAGAAAAUCUCAAAUACAGACUACUGAUGAAGAUGAUGAUAAUGAUUUGUCCAUAAAUCAGUUUAGUGAAGUGACCUACGCUACUGUAAAAACCUCCAGCAAAUACUCAAGAGUAAAGAGAGAGAGCAAACAAGAGGACACGCUGUAUUCUGGUUUAGCAUGUCAACAACACAGCUAAAAAUUUGUUUUAUUACCAUAUUUGAGGACACAUACAAUUAGUUCUCUAAUCAGUUCCAAUUAUGGCCUGUUCUUACACAUCUGGCACAAGUAAAGCAAUAUAAAAAAGCUGAAAUAUUUAGCAAUCAUAUGUUAUUGUCCAAUAGAAAUCAUUUUUCCUGGUUGUACAUAUGUUUGUAAUGUACAGUAUGUGGAUGAGGUGAUAUUUAUGUGCCUUUGUAAUUUUAUUAUUGUAAUUUUUAUUCAUUCAUUCAUUUUCUUUUCGGUUUGUUCCUUUAUUUAUCAGGGGUCACCAUAAUGGAAUGAACUGCCAACUUAUUGAGCAUAUGUUUUACACAGCCGAUGCCCUUCCAGUCGCAACCCAACACUGGGAAACACCCAUACACUCUUGCAUUCACACACAUACGCUACAGCCAAUUUAGCUUAUUCAAUUCACCUAUAGCGCAUGUCUUUGGACAGUGGGGGAAACCGGAGCACAGGGAGGAAAUCCACGCCAACAUGGGGAGAACAUGCAAGCUCCACACAGAAAUGCCAACUGACCCAGCUGAGGAUUGAAUCAGUGACCUUCUUGCUGUGAGGCGAUCGUGCUACCCACUGCGCCACCGUGAUUCUUAUAAGUGUAAUUUUGUAAUUGUAAUUCAACAUGACUUUUUGUGAAUGCCUGUCAAAUCGAACUAUGAGUAAAAUUAAUGUAAAAACAUUGGCUGUAAAUGAAAUGACCAACAUACCUUUCACCUUACAAUGAAAAGUUUCCUGUGCCACACUAAUAAGUGCUUUUCUCAG